This is a messenger RNA of Drosophila guanche, 1097 nucleotides long. Its product is annotated as J domain-containing protein CG6693. Gene Ontology annotation, cellular component: nucleus; cytoplasm. Gene Ontology annotation, molecular function: heat shock protein binding. NCBI's taxonomy places the organism in Eukaryota, Metazoa, Arthropoda, Insecta, Diptera, Drosophilidae. The transcript has a single exon. The record is from RefSeq and is a predicted model, not a curated record. The coding region runs from base 82 to 981 and encodes 299 amino acids.
CAUACUUUGUGAGCAUUUUGGCGCAUUUUCUGCUUGAUGUUUGCCAAAAAUUGCAAAGUAAAAUAUCACUAAAAAGCAAAUAUGUCGACGCUGGAAUUGUGCGAGAAGUACUUUGAGACACGAGAUGUGUACAAGCUGAUGAAUCUCCAGAAGGAUGCCAAAGAGAAGGAAAUUAAGAAGGCAUACCACAAGCUGUCACUGCUGGUGCACCCAGACCGUGUGCCGGAGGACCAAAAGAAGGAGUCGACGGAAAAGUUCAAGGUGCUGUCAAAGAUCUACCAAGUGCUGACGGACAGCCAGAAGAAGGCAUUGUACGACGAACAAGGUAUCAUUGAUGACGAUGACGAUUCGGAAGGCAAGUUGUCCUCAUGGCUGGACUUGUGGAGCAAAAUAUUCAAACCAAUCACCGAGGAAGUUAUCAACAACUAUGAAAAAGAGUAUGUCGGCUCGGAGCUGGAGCGCACGGACGUCAAGAAGGCCUACCUGGGUGGCAAGGGCUGUUUGAACUACCUCAUGAAUCAUGUCCCCUUCAUGAAGGUGGAGGACGAGCCGCGCAUCAAAGUAAUGGUGGAGGCCAUGAUUGCUGCCGAAGAGGUUCCAGAAUACAAGGCCUUCACGGAGGAGCCAGCUGCCAAGCGCAAGAAGCGCCACAACAAGUAUGCGCGUGAAUUCGAAGAGGCCCAGGUCAUCAAGGAGCGCAUUCGGCAGCGCCAGCAGAAAAAAGACGAAGAAGAUCUGGAGGCCUCCGGUGGAAAUCUGCAGCAGAUGAUACUCGCGCGCAAAAAUCAACGCGAAUCCAACUACAAUUCUCUCAUGGAUCGUCUGCUGGAGAAAUACGGCGAUGAGGAUGAUUCCCAGACUGUGGAUUUCAGCUCCUUUGAGAAGAAAAAGAAGUCCAAGGCAAAGAAAUCCGCAAGGUCCAACCCCAAAGAGAAGCUCAAAAGCGUUAGGGCUGGCCGAGUAGAGAAGGCCAAAAAGUAAGCCGUAAUUUUGCAUAUAAAUAUAUUUGAUAAACGCAUACAUAUAAUCGUAUUCCGCAAAGUGUAUUGUAUAAUGUAGCUUAAGUUUAUAUACAGGCAUAUAAAUUGAUAAGUAUA